Molecule: messenger RNA, 3732 nt
Organism: Camelus dromedarius (Arabian camel)
Lineage: Eukaryota; Metazoa; Chordata; Mammalia; Artiodactyla; Camelidae
Gene: BACE1
Product: beta-secretase 1
Exons: 9
Coding region: 487-1992 (501 amino acids)
Biological process (GO): membrane protein ectodomain proteolysis; amyloid-beta metabolic process
Cellular component (GO): trans-Golgi network; plasma membrane; endosome
Molecular function (GO): aspartic-type endopeptidase activity
Source: RefSeq, a predicted model, not a curated record
CCUUUGGCUUUGACAGCCGCCGCCACAAGUCUUUCCGCCUCCCCAGCCUGCCUGGGAGCUGGGAGCGGGAUUAUGGUGGCCUGACCAGCAAACGCAGCCGCAGGAGCCCGGAACCCCUACCCCUUCCCCUGCUGCCCGCCGCCGGGAGGACCAGGAAAGCAGCCUCCGACCUGCCAUGCCUGCCCCUCCCAGCCCCCCAGGGGGCCCAAGUCGUCCUCUCCUGGACCUCUGCUGAGGCUGGACCACUGGCCAGAUGUAGCCGGGCUCCGGAUCUGUCUCCUCCCCUUCUCUCUCUCUGCGGAUCUCUCCUGCCCGCUACCCACAGCCUGGACUGAGGGCUGGCGGAGGGGCCUGCAGGCUCUGGAGCCCCGAUGCAUCAAAGCUCACUCUCCUGAGAACCACCUCCAGCACCCGGAGUUGGGGGCAGGCCACAGGGACGGACGUGGGCCGGAGUGAGCCCAGGGCACCCCAAGGCCAGGACCCACCAUGGCCCAAGCGCUGCCCUGGCUCCUGCUGUGGAUGGGCUCCGGAGUGCUGCCUGCCCACGGUUCCCAGCCCGGCAUCCGGCUGCCCCUGCGAAGCGGGCUUGGGGGGGCCCCCCUGGGGCUGCGGCUGCCCCGGGAGACCGACGAGGAGCCAGAGGAGCCCGGCCGGAGGGGCAGCUUUGUAGAGAUGGUGGACAACCUGAGGGGCAAGUCCGGUCAAGGCUACUAUGUGGAGAUGACCGUGGGCAGCCCCCCACAGACGCUCAAUAUCCUGGUGGACACAGGCAGCAGUAACUUUGCCGUGGGGGCUGCCCCCCACCCUUUCCUGCAUCGCUACUACCAGAGGCAGCUGUCCAGCACAUACCGGGACCUCCGGAAGGGCGUGUACGUGCCCUACACCCAGGGCAAGUGGGAGGGGGAGCUGGGCACUGACCUGGUGAGCAUCCCUCAUGGCCCCAACGUCACUGUGCGUGCCAACAUCGCUGCCAUCACUGAAUCAGACAAGUUCUUCAUCAAUGGCUCCAACUGGGAGGGCAUCCUGGGGCUGGCCUAUGCUGAGAUUGCCAGGCCUGAUGACUCCCUGGAGCCAUUCUUCGACUCCCUGGUAAAGCAGACCCACGUGCCCAACCUCUUCUCCCUGCAGCUCUGUGGCGCUGGCUUCCCCCUCAACCAGUCAGAAGUGCUGGCCUCGGUUGGAGGGAGCAUGAUCAUCGGGGGUAUCGACCACUCGCUGUACACAGGCAGCCUCUGGUACACACCCAUCCGGCGGGAGUGGUACUACGAGGUGAUCAUUGUGCGGGUGGAGAUCAAUGGACAGGAUCUGAAAAUGGACUGCAAGGAGUACAACUACGACAAGAGCAUCGUUGACAGUGGUACCACCAACCUUCGUCUGCCCAAGAAAGUGUUUGAAGCUGCUGUCAAGUCCAUCAAGGCUGCCUCCUCGACGGAGAAGUUCCCAGACGGUUUCUGGCUAGGGGAACAGCUGGUGUGCUGGCAAGCAGGCACCACCCCUUGGAACAUUUUCCCAGUCAUCUCCCUCUACCUCAUGGGGGAGGUCACCAAUCAGUCCUUCCGCAUCACCAUCCUUCCACAGCAAUACCUGCGGCCAGUGGAAGACGUGGCCACGUCCCAAGACGACUGUUACAAGUUCGCCAUCUCCCAGUCAUCCACAGGCACUGUCAUGGGAGCUGUCAUCAUGGAGGGCUUCUACGUUGUCUUUGAUCGGGCCCGGAAACGAAUCGGCUUUGCCGUCAGUGCUUGCCACGUGCACGAUGAGUUCAGGACAGCAGCGGUGGAAGGCCCUUUUGUCACCCCGGACAUGGAAGACUGUGGCUACAACAUCCCACAGACAGACGAGUCGACCCUCAUGACCAUAGCCUAUGUCAUGGCUGCCAUCUGCGCCCUCUUCAUGCUGCCGCUCUGCCUCAUGGUGUGUCAGUGGCGCUGCCUCCGCUGCCUGCGCCAUCAGCACGAUGACUUUGCUGACGACAUCUCCCUGCUGAAGUGAGGUGGCCCAUGGGCAGAAGAGAGAGAUUCCCCUGGACCACAUCUGGUGGUUCCCUUUGGUCACAAGGAGACACAGAUGGCACCUGUGGCCAGAGCACCUCAAGACCCUCACCCACCCACCAAAUGCCUCUGCCUUGACAGGAAAGAAGGAAGAGCUGGCAAGGUGGGUUACAGGGGUUGCCCCUGCAGGAAACAGGAGAGGGGAGAAAGAAGCGUUCUGGUGGCAGGAAUACACUUGGUCACCUCAAACCUGGGAAAUUCUGCUGCUUGAAACUUCAAUCCUAAACCUUUGCCCACCAUCCCUCUAGAGUCUCCAAUCCAACGUAUUCUUUUCUUAGUUCCAGGAAUAGUGGCAUCGCACCCAGGUGACCCCAGUGUGUGUCUCUGCAGUGCCCUGGCAGAGAAAGAACCAGUUGUGUUCCCCUGCUGGCCAGUCGGCAGGAACGGGUGCACAGUUUGCCAUUUGCUUUAGAGAUAGGGGCUCUACAGACAAGCCUGACAUUGGUGCAGAGAUGCCUCUUGAAUUAAAAAAAUAAUUACAAAAUGUGUACAAAUGGAGGUGGUUGGAGGAGGAAAGGGAGUGCAAAGACAGGAAACAGCUGGGAUCAGAGCUAGGAAAGGCAGCAGCAUGACCGCUCACCAGUCCCCGUUUUAGACUGCAUCUCCAAGAUAGAAUCCCAUCUUCUAAGAGGGGUGUUGCUUCCCACUGUCUCUUUUCUGUGGUUGCAGCCGGACCAAAAGCGCGAUGGGAAGAAGGGCUUCUCCAGCCAAAAAGCUCUUUUUAGCUCUCUUAAGUGAAAAGCGCCCCCCAAAAGGCCCAAAAGUUUCCAUCUAACAAAUAAAUUUCUACCUUAUUAAUUCCUGGUCUCCAUCUGAACCCUCUGCUCUACACGUGACAGGCAGCACUGAAACACCCCCGACCCCAGAAGCCCCAGGUGCCCUAUGGGAAAGCACCUGGAAUAGAGCACAUACAGCCGGGCUGCGCUCUGUCUUCCUGGCUACGAGUUCACCCCUCCCCCAAGUCCCUAUUCCUCUGGAGCUUUGCAGCUGAGGUGCUAAGAAGAAUAGACAGGAGACCUCUCCUAUCUAAUCCUUGGAAUCAGAAUCCCGAAGAUUCAUUCAACAGGUGCCCUAUACCCUGCCUGGAUUUCUUCCUGUUCAGCUGUAAUAGUAAGAUCUUGACAUGAUACAGAGCAGUUUCACUGCCUUCUCACCCUAAGGUCCCCCGCAUUUACUUGGCUAAGGCAUCCCACAGUGGCACUAGUAUUAUACCAGGAGUGUCAGGAACACAGGGCCUUUUGGCUCUAGCAUCAUCACCUUCAGUAUCAAGGCUGCGUGGAGCAAGGAUGGCAGCUUCAGGGAUUAUUUCCUUCACCCCAAGAACCCCUUGAGGGAGGUUAUCCUUUGCCCCUAUCCUGCUCUCUACUCCCUGCUUCUAAUAGUACUCGGGUACCCAGGCUGGUUCUUGGGCUAGACAGUGAGGACCAAGUUCAUUUCCUCCCUAUCGAUUCUAACCCAGCCGCCUAUGAUAAACCAGUGUUAGUGGGAAGAGCUGAAUUUUCUUACUGUACCACUGGAUCCCAUUCCUAGCUGCUCAACACACCACUUCCAGGUAUGGGACCUGCAGAGUGUGGAGCUACCUGAUGAGGGAGAGGGAACUACAAGGAGGGCCUCUGGAGACCCUGGCCUCAGCCAGCUGCCCACAAGCCAUAAACCAAUAAAACAAGAAUACUGAGUCACA